This is a messenger RNA of Paramisgurnus dabryanus, 1484 nucleotides long. The record is from RefSeq and is a predicted model, not a curated record. NCBI's taxonomy places the organism in Eukaryota, Metazoa, Chordata, Actinopteri, Cypriniformes, Cobitidae.
GCUGCACAAAUCUAGAAGUGCGAUCUUGACACGUAAGCUCAUGCACAUCAUCAGUUGUGUUAUCUCUGCACAAUACUUACAGCUUAUCUUAUAUAACCGUAUAAGACAGACAUCUGAACUUAUCUCCACACAACUCUUCUUGAUAGCAUCACUGUGUCAAGUGUUGAAGAAAAUGUUUCUCGUGUGCGUUUAUCUCUGUUUGUGCUUCUGUGGUCUAACUGGUGCGUUUGGUGAUGAAGUGAAGUCAGUGUCAGUGUUAGUGAUGGAGGGAGAUUCUGUUACUCUAUACACUCAUAUUAAACUACAGAAAGAUGAUAUGGUAGUUUGGAGAUUUGGACUUCAAAAUGUUCUUACAGCAAGAAUCAAUGCAGUGUCUAAAGAGAUCUCAAUAUAUGAGGAUAUUCUUGAUGGGAGAUUCAGAGGCAGACUGCAGGUGAAUGAUCAGACUGGAGAUCUCACCAUCAUAAACAUCAAUACUGAAGACUCUGGAGUUUAUAAUGUAACCAUCAGUGGCAAGCAGAAUAUCUCAUACAGAGUCAGAGUCAAUGUUACUGUCUAUGGGUCCCCCAGCUACAUCCCUGUUCUGAUCAGUUUUACUGUUGGAUGUCUGAUGAUUGUUGCUUUAGUUCUGAUCUUCCGCAUUUUCAGGAAAUACAAACACACAAAACAACAGGUUGAAGAGGAGAUCACUUACUCAGAUCUAGCAUUCAAAAAAAAACAAGCACAUGAAGAGACAGCUUCAGAGAUGGAUGAUGUGGUGUAUGCAGGAGUCGUAAGUCAUGAUGAUGAUUGACUUUGAUCAAAGACCGAGACUACAGACACAAACUGAUGAAGACUGAUGAAGAUGUCUGACCUCUCAAACCUCCACAUGAAGAUUUUAUUACAACUCUGAUCAAUAUAACCAACUAUGGACAGAUCAAACUUUCUGAAUCAGUUUAAAUUACAGACAUCUGGUGGUGAAGAGAUAAAGUUCACUUACAAACACCUGCAGCUGCUUGUGAUUUAAGUAGCAAGUUCAUUACAUUAAAACAAAGUCAUUUUCUAAGUUAUUCAUAAAUGAUAACACAUUUCACAUUUUUUGUGCAUUUUUCUUAAAUGAUUUAAGCAGUAGAUGGCACAGUGUAGUACACAUUUACAAAUUACCUAAAAGAUUAAACAUUAAUCAAGGAAAAUAAAAAAAAAAACUGGUAAAUAAAUGUACUUAUAUAAUUUAUAUAUAUCACAAGAUAGAGGCAAAAAUAUUCCCCCAAAUAUGACAGUUUUUCAUUUCGAUUUCAUUUUAACAUUAAUUACAUUUAUUUAUUGGUUUUCAGUGUGCGCUUCUCUGAUCUUCAUUUCUUAUGAGAGCUUUUUACAAUGCUUACAUCACAUGACAUUUACUGUUUUUACCCAGUAAAGUCUUAUGGGUUCAUUUUUGUAAUUCUUGCUAAUUCUGGUUUUGAAUUAAGCAGCUUUUAAAAAAGAUAUGUUUUGUGAAAAGCAUA